Molecule: messenger RNA, 999 nt
Organism: Rotaria socialis
Lineage: Eukaryota; Metazoa; Rotifera; Eurotatoria; Philodinida; Philodinidae
Source: the annotation of a GenBank genome assembly
AUGACUGAACCACAAGCUACACCGCGGUAUCAAUCUCCGCUGCCUUCACCAAUAAAACCUUAUCGAAACCUUAUGGAAACAAACCCAAUCGAAGAUCAUUUCAAUGAUAAACGUGUUCGAAAACAUAUGUGUCAUUUCGGAUUAGUGCCUACAGUGUCCGAUAAACAGAAGUCGGAAGAACCAUCACUAGACCGUGAAGAACAUAAGAUUUUCAAUUCAGAACGAGAGAAAUUCAAAAGAUUUCGACGAAAAUUCAUUGGAGAAAUGGUCUAUAGCAUUCAAGAAAUUGAUAAAGCCAGACAAACUGAAUUUCGAAAUCAAAUUGAACUAUGGGAUAAGAUGUAUUCAAAUCGAAUUCAACGUCUUGAAGCAUAUGAGAAGCGUCUAGAACGUAAAUAUGGUAUUUUAAUCGACAGAGCAUUGAAAAAGGAAAUUAUUAAAGAAAAUUUAACUAGAUUGCCACAAACACCUUCAUUUGUACUGUCGUCCCGUAAAAAUCGUGUUCGUCCAGUUGUAGCCGAUUCUAGCGACGAAAUUGGAGCUCUUCGUUCAGAAAUGAACAAACUUCGAGAGGACCAUACAGAGGAAAUUCAAAACUUCAAAAAUCGUCUGCAGAGACUCGAAACUGCACCAAAACCUGAUCGUGGAUCCCCAAUAAAUCUUGAUGAUUUUAAAACUAUUGAAAAUGAAAUCAAUAAAAUAAAUAAAUCCCUCAAUGAGUUUGGUACAAAAUUUCAAACUAUGGAUAAAGAUCGUGUUUCAUGGAAUAGUAAAUUUGAAGAACUCAACAAAAAAAUUGAUAAACAACAGAAAUCAUUGAAAAAAGAUAUGGCGGCACUGAAGGAGGCAAUCAAAAAACUUGAGCAAGAGAUCAUCAAACUUCAGCAGCCAACUGUGAAGAAAGAAUAUGUAAUGCCUUAUUUGGAGAAGCCUCCUCCCAUAGACUUACUUGGAAUCAACUGGGCAACAUAUGGAACGUCAAAGAACAGUGGACAAUGA